Cladophialophora yegresii CBS 114405 is the source of this 1881-nucleotide messenger RNA. RefSeq lists its product as uncharacterized. The coding region runs from base 1 to 1881 and encodes 626 amino acids. Lineage: Eukaryota; Fungi; Ascomycota; Eurotiomycetes; Chaetothyriales; Herpotrichiellaceae. The transcript has 4 exons. The record is from RefSeq and is a predicted model, not a curated record.
AUGGACGACCGCGGCUUCGUUCUGGACGGUCAUGCCACUGCGCGAGACGUGUACAGUACCCUCCGCGACGAUGAAAUUCGCACCUUGUUGCUUGCCCCUGGCAAGAAUACUCCAAUGGUCUGCGAAUUGCAGGUGAUACCAUCUCCGACAAGCGCCCAGUUCGAAGCACUUUCAUAUGUCUGGGGCGACACCACAAAAUCCAAUUCCAUUUCGUGCAAUGGCUUCGAGUUCACUAUCACCGAGUCGUUGUAUACUGCUCUCACUCACUUGCGAUACCCGGAUUCGUGGAGACGGAUCUGGGUGGACCAGCUGUGUAUCAACCAGCUCGAAAAUCAAGAGUUGAUGAAGCAAGUUGCAAUGAUGGGAAAACUCUACUCUUCAGCGUGCCGCGUGAUCAUCUGGCUGGGAGACUUCAUUGAGUUCAAGUCUCGUCCGCUCCGACUUCCUUCACUCCUCUUCAAGGCCGCCGACGCCUCGAAGAAAGUCACUGCCGCCACGAACCACGCCACGAUCACUUCAACCUCUAGCCUCGACAGCCAGUCUUACCCAACCACGCGACCGAAGAAUAGGCGAAACAAUACACCCCCUGCGCUGAAACAUGCACUGUCAAUCUUCCAGCACGUUUACUUCUCGAGGAAAUGGACAUUUCAGGAGAUUGUUCUGGCUAAAGCGGCAAUCAUCUGCUGCGGCGACCUCGAAAUGGCAUGGAGCGAUCUUUCUCUAUGGUACUUCCACUAUGCGUCCAAGCUUCGCAGCUCCAGCCUGCUGUACGACUCCGAUGGCGCCUUUGAGAACAUUCUAAAAGUACGAAAUGAACUCGACAAGGGCACGCUGACGUUGAGCAACCUGCUCAUGCUAACCAGACCGAGGCUGAGCACGAAGCCCGAGGAUGCGGUCUAUGCUUUGCUCGGCUUGGUGCCUGAUUUGGUGGCGUCUUUGGAUCGCUCCUUCGAGGCGAUCGUAUCCUCGGCAGAAGAAGAUCUUUUCAGACUAUACUUGGAAGUCUUCCGACAUUGCAUCGAUAAAGAGCAGGAUCUGGCGAUCUUGAGUGCUGCUGGGAGAUACAGGGGCAAUGCUCAAGCAGUAAAUUGGCCUGGUUGGCUUCCAGAUUGGCGGCAGAAACUACCACUGCGACCAUUGGUUCUCAGCAAUCCCACGGAGCUUGGUCCAGAAUCUGCUUUCGAUGAGGAACUCCCUUCCAGCUCCUCGAUUCCAUUGGAACGGGUCAAGCCACUACUCUACAAGUUGCACUUCGACCCCGCAAAUCUGCCUCUGUCGUCACGCCGAUUGUCGAUGGUCGUUACCGGGGUCCGCCUAGGCUGCAUAGUUACGCGUCCACUCGCGUGGCCUGGAUCAUUCCUGGUCGCUGACUCAUUGGGCCGGUCCGCCUUGGAUGAUGUCUUCGCCAUGGGUCAAGACAAAUAUUCACAGCCACUGGCUUCCCUGGCCUCCUCAUUCACGACACUGCUACAUCAGUCUCCGACAGUGAAGGGAUCGACGGUGGAGCAGAACUAUUCUGCGAAGCUGAUUCAAACUUCACUCGAAGCUGAUGCCCGAUGUUGCGCCGUCCGAACUUCUGCCAUGGUCGAGACCGGAGAUUUGCUCUGUGCAUUCACAGGUGGGAAGGUGCUGUAUGCAAUACGGCGUCUCACUGAAGGGCGCAACCCAGAUGGCAACGAUAUUGUCAGACGUGGUCUCAGGGGGAAGGGCAAGCCUCAAAACUCUUGGCGCCAGACCGUCCGGUCUUCGCCUGCGAACGCAACUCAACAGGCUCUCAGAUGCCUCUUCCUCGGCGAAUGCGCCGUGCACGGGCUGAAUCCAGCGGAGUUGGUGGGACAUCAGAUAGAUGAUGAGCAGAUGAUGGAGUUCGAAUUGACAUAG